AUGUCUGCGGCGGAGGUUGACCUCGACCAGCUCUCGGAGAGCGAGAGAUUGGUGUUGGAGCAGUACACAGGUGUAACGGGACAAGACCCAGCAGAAGCCAUCCCUCUGCUGCGCCGGUCACAAUGGAAUGUUCAGAUUGCCAUCUCCAAGUUCUUCGAUGGGGAAGGGCCCGACCCGCUCGAGGAAGCUCGAGCAGCCAUGUCUCAACCUGAGCAACCUUAUCAGCCAGGGCCUGGGAUCAAUCUGAUGAACGAAGAUCUACUCCAACAGACCCGGCCUGUUAACCGUGCCUCAGACCCUGCCCCGCGAGUCGAUACGCAACCCGAAAACCAACCUGUAUAUCGACCACCCUUUAUCCUUGCCCUGCUCUUCACCCCCUUCAACCUUGUCUACCGAAUCCUCCUCAACUCCUUCCGUCUCUUUGGAACCCUGUUUCCCUUCCUCCCACGUCUAUUCCACGCGACUGCCAGCCCGGCUCUUCAUGGAGCUCGACAAAAUACCACGGGCCGCCGACCACUGGCACCUAAAGAUACUGCAGCUCGGUUUAUCCGGGAGUUUGAGGAAGAGUACGGGUCAAAUCCUCUCUCAUUCCUUGAGAAUGGUUACAACAUGGCCCUGGAGAGAGCGCAUCGCGAAUUGAAGUUCCUACUGGUGGUCCUUCUAUCACCCGAACACGAUGAUACGCACAGCUGGGUGCGCGAGACCCUACUAUCGCCGGACGUGGUGGAGUUUAUCAACCCUCCUAACGGCAAUGGCGACGUGAUCGUCUGGGGUGGCAAUGUGCGGGACUCGGAAGCUUAUCAAGUCGCCAAUUCACUACGAGUCACCAAGUUCCCCUUUGCAGCGGUGAUCUGUCACACCCCAAACGCAUCCUCGACUGCCAUGUCGGUGGUAGCCCGAAUUGCUGGACCUCUUCCAGCAUCUGAAUUCAAGCAGCGACUGACGACUGCCGUGACCACGAACCAAGGGCCCCUUUCGCAGAUCCGCCAGGACCGCAACCAACAACAGGCCUCCCGCAGCCUGCGCGAAGAGCAAGACUCAGCUUACGAGCGAUCACUCGCGAUUGAUCGUGAACGUACGCGUCUUCGCCGGGAAGCAGAAGCAGCCCGUCACCGGGAGGAGCAAGAGGCAGCGGAGCGCCAAGCUGCCGAAGAGAAGCGACAGCUGGAUCUGGCCCAAUGGAAGCUCUGGCGGGUGCAGUCACUUGGCACCGAGCCUGGGACGGAGGUCAAAGAUACGGUGCGAAUCAGUGUACGACUGCCUUCCGGCGAGCGCAUCAUGCGUCGGUUUGCACCCCAGGCCGAUAUUGAGGAAUUGUACGCGGUGGUAGAGUGCUACGAAGUCUUGCAGGAUGAGUCUCGAUCUACCGACGUGGAGAAGCCGGAAGGGUUCGAGCACCAGUACGGAUUCCGACUGGUGUCUCCUAUGCCCCGGGCUGUCUAUGCCGUGGAAGAUGGCGGGACGAUCCGCGAGAAGAUCGGCCGGGGUGGGAAUCUACUGGUGGAGCCCAUUGAGGAAGACGAUGACGAAGAUGAAGAAGAGUCAGUCGACAACUCGGGCUGA
Penicillium daleae is the source of this 1563-nucleotide messenger RNA. RefSeq names its product clathrin-mediated endocytosis regulator UBX3. Gene Ontology annotation, molecular function: ubiquitin binding. The record is from RefSeq and is a predicted model, not a curated record. Gene Ontology annotation, cellular component: endoplasmic reticulum. The transcript has 2 exons. Lineage: Eukaryota; Fungi; Ascomycota; Eurotiomycetes; Eurotiales; Aspergillaceae. Bases 1 to 1563 code for a protein of 520 amino acids.